Ricinus communis (castor bean) is the source of this 1727-nucleotide messenger RNA. RefSeq names its product WAT1-related protein At1g25270. The record is from RefSeq and is a predicted model, not a curated record. The transcript has 7 exons. Gene Ontology annotation, cellular component: plasma membrane. The coding region runs from base 8 to 1375 and encodes 455 amino acids. Gene Ontology annotation, molecular function: transmembrane transporter activity. NCBI's taxonomy places the organism in Eukaryota, Viridiplantae, Streptophyta, Magnoliopsida, Malpighiales, Euphorbiaceae.
GCCUUUGAUGAAGUUCUAUACAGCUUUAAUGCAAUUUCAAAAGCAUUGCUUACUUUUCCAUUAUAUUCAACAGGCUAUUUAUAUAUAUAUUUAUAGGUGUCUUAGUUAUUAUAUGUACAUUAGCACAAGUACCCUUUCUUUCUUUUUCUUUUCCCUCCUGAUUCUUGCAAAUUCUUCGAAAUUUGAGUGUAGAGCUGUUAGAAUACUAGAGAACAGGGAUAUGAGGAAUAUAUGUGAAGUUUUGCAUGGGUUGAAACCAGUGAUGUUAAUGGUUUUGGCUCAGUUUAUUUAUGCAGGGAUGAAUAUAUUUUACAAAGUGGCUGCAAAUGAUGGGAUGAGUAUGAGAGUUCUUGUUGCUUAUCGCUGGAUUUUUUCUACUGCUUUUACUGUUCCUCUUGCUCUCAUCAUUGAAAGGAAGAAGAGGCCAAAACUUACAUGGAAGAUACUCGGUCAAGCUUUUCUUAAUGGAUUAUUUGGGGCAACUUUGUCCCAAAACUUGUACGUGGAAAGUUUGAUCAUGACAUCUGCAACAUUUGCUGCUGCCAUAUCCAACCUUGGUCCUGCAAUAACAUUAAUCUUGGCAGCCUCUUUUGGGUUAGAGAAAUUGAGAUUAAGGACAUCAGUAGGAAAGGCAAAACUACUUGGAAUAUUACUUGGGAUAGGUGGGGCUAUGGUUUUCACUUUCUACAGAGGUGCAGAGAUCAAAAUUUGGUCAACAAACUUUCACCUUCUGAAUCACACUAGUCAUCAGCCUCAGCAUAGUCACAUUACUAGCGAUCGUAUUUUGGGUUCUUGCAUGGCACUGGGCAGUUGUGUCUCUUUUGCACUGUGGUUGAUAUUUCAGACCAAGAUGAGCAAGAUAUACCCAUGCCAUUACUCAAACGCAGCGUUGAUGUCCAUAAUGGGAUCAACGCAGUGUGUUAUUGUGGCCCUGUGCAUGGAGAGAAAUUGGACGCAGUGGAAAUUGGGAUGGAACGUUAGGCUACUUACGGUUUUCUAUUCGGGGAUUGUGACUUCUGGAUUAGUUGUGACCUUGAUUGCAUGGUGUGUAUGCAUGAGAGGGCCAGUGUUUGUGGCUAGUUUUAAUCCUCUCUCCCUUGUGCUCGUAGCCAUUGCAGGGUCUUUGAUGCUAGAUGAAAAACUUCACCAGGGAAGGGACAGCAUAGUAGGGGCAGGAUUGAUAGUGUGUGGAUUAUACAUGGUACUCUGGGGUCAAAGCAAGGAGAUGAAAGAAAAAGCAAAACUAGGGCUAACAGAAAGCUCCCCAGGAAUUGGACUGGUAGAGGUCGCUACUGAUGGUGAUCAAACUUCAAACAUUUCUCCUCCAGAUGAAGAAGGUUCACUGCCAAAGGAACAGCAUCCCCAAAAUUAUUGAGUUAGAAAAAUAUUAUAAGAGAGUAAAAUUCAGGAAAAAGAAAAAGAAAAGAGAAGGCAGAUUAUUAAGAAAAAACAAAAUCUGGAGCAAUUACUUGUUCUUUUUUCCUUGAAUUUGGGCUCCAAUCUCAGCUAUGUUCCCCUUACUUGAGAAACGAAGACUUCUCCUUUUUUCUUGUAAAAUUAUUCAUUGAAAAGAAAAGAGAUUAUUGUGUUGAGAGGAAGAUCAAGAGGGAUAACUUUUACUAUAUUUGUUGGAUCUUGAUGUCUGUAAAAUUAAAGACUCAGAAACUUGAUUUUUCUUAAAGAAAAAAUUGGAAUGAGACAUCAUUUAAGAGGUGUUGGUUUAAGAA